AUGCCGGCCAUGUUGGAUGAUCCGGCGAGCCCCACCAUUUACCGUGUCUCCGGAGCGCCGCCGUAUCCAGAUCCGAACAAGCCGGAAUUGCCGGUCGACAUCGUCCCGCGUCAAGUGACACUCCGGGAUCGCCAAACGAUCGCCACCAUCAUCCCGUUUGCUUCGCAACAUGAGGUGCCUCAAUCCCUCGUGCGCUAUCUUAGCGACCAGCUCAACAAGGAAAUUGAGGGGGGCGACACGUACCCGAUGAUGGACCCCAUGCCUGCCGACAAGUUCGGUGCCUACUGGUUCCAGAACUUCGGCGCCAUCAUGCUCCUCGGCAACGUCGAGCGUACCGACCUCGCCAAUGACAUGGACUGGUCCCGGGAGUGUCUGGGCAGUUUUUACAUCAAGCCCAACUACCCUGGCCGUAGUAGCCACGUUUGCAACGCCGGCUUCCUCGUCACCGACGCCUCGCGCAACCGCGGCGUGGGCCGGCUGAUGGGUGAAUGCUACAUCGACUGGGCGCCCAAGCUUGGAUAUACGUACUCCGUCUUCAACCUCGUCUAUGAGACCAACGUCGCCUCAUGCAAGAUUUGGGACGCCCUGGGCUUCAAACGCAUCGGCCGCGUCAAGGGCUGCGGCAAUCUCAAGUCGCACCCAGGCCAGCUCAUCGACGCCAUUAUCUACGGGCGCGAUCUCAUCCCCGGCGAAUCCGAGGAACUCGUGAGUGAAGAGCGUUUCGACAAGAUCAAGUUCUACCUCAAGUACGGCAAGUAUCCGGCCGGGGCUGACCGCGCCGAGAAAAGCAGGCUUCGGAGCGCCGCCACCCACUAUAAGCUGCUUGACGGCGACCGUUUGAUGCUCAAGGACAAGGAGGUCGUCCCCGACCCGCGCCGCCAGUACGAGAUCGCCCGCGAGGUCCACGUCGCCCAGCACGGCGGCAUCAACAAGACGACGGCCACCAUUGCCGAAAAGUAUCACUGGAGCCGCAUCAAGGAGACAGUGAGCGACGUCAUCAGGAAUUGCGCCGAGUGCAAAGAGCUCGGCAAGAUGCCUGCUCCUGGGGGAAACGGCGGCGCGAGGGGGAGGGCGGCUGCGGCUGCCGCCGCCGCCGCUGCCGCCAAUUCCUCAACGACCAACACCCCUACUUCCAUCUCACUUACUUCACUUUCAAAUCCCUCAUUUACAAAUACUUCUGCAUCAACACCGCCCCCCUCGACCGCAGACGUCAGCACUACGAAUCGUAUCCUCGCCCUGCAACAUCACCACCUGCCUCCCCUCUCCUCGCCGCGAUCAUCACCGUAUGCCGAAGUCUCAUCGAUACCGCCGUCGCACACUCUCCGCGACCCCUCUGCCUCUCCGCUGCCCCGUCAUCCUCACCACAACCCCAUGUUACAAGACGAAUCCUUUCAGCCCAUCGACCCGCAAAUUAUCGGUCCACCGCCGACGUCGCACGACGAUCCGUACAACCAUUACCACCCGCACCAUACCGACUUCCAGGCGCUGCUCAACGCGACUGAGGCGGAGGAGGCAGCCGAGGAAGAGGCGGCGGCUGUGGCUCGUGACUUGGACAUGCUGAUCGACCAGGACGAUGACGACGACGACGGAAGGGAGGACGGUGAUGAGCCGAUGGAGGAGAGAGAGGGAAAAGAUAAGGACGUGUAUUCUAUAGGAUUCAUCAACGGAUAA
This is a messenger RNA of Colletotrichum higginsianum IMI 349063, 1671 nucleotides long. Its product is annotated as Histone acetyltransferase spt10. The transcript has a single exon. Lineage: Eukaryota; Fungi; Ascomycota; Sordariomycetes; Glomerellales; Glomerellaceae. Gene Ontology annotation, molecular function: acyltransferase activity, transferring groups other than amino-acyl groups. The record is from RefSeq and is a predicted model, not a curated record. The coding region runs from base 1 to 1671 and encodes 556 amino acids.